Aureococcus anophagefferens is the source of this 1599-nucleotide messenger RNA. RefSeq lists its product as hypothetical. The coding region runs from base 1 to 1599 and encodes 532 amino acids. NCBI's taxonomy places the organism in Eukaryota, Pelagophyceae, Pelagomonadales, Pelagomonadaceae. The record is from RefSeq and is a predicted model, not a curated record. The transcript has 4 exons.
AUGGCAAACCUGUUUGACAUCAACUUGGUAUGCCUUGAUGGAGGAGAGCACUUUGUGGGUGAUGGAGAGACGCAUGCGGAUACAGCGGGGGCAGCCGACUUCAUCAGAACACCGGUAUCUGGGAAUGAUCACCUAGACGCGGUGGGAGGCGGGGUCGUGGAUUUCGAUUUGGACGAUGAUGGCGCAAACAGCGCCGAGGAGGACAUGAACAUACGUGGAGGGAUAUCUGACAAUGAUAGUGAUGACACAGCUCCAGCGGUAGAAGAAUCGCCGAAGCGAGACUGUGCCAAGUAUGCAUUGAAACAAGUUAGGGACGUUGAUCCAAGGAUAUUCAAACACGGCUCCGCUGACCGCCGACAGCAACGCCGUGGUAUGGCGGGGAUCGCGACGCUCGCGGCCGAGGCCUUCGCCGCGAGCGUCGCGCGCUUCCACGCCGAGGCCGCGGCCGCGCGCGAGGCGGCGGCCGAGGCGCCGCCGCCCGGCGCGGGCGACGUGCGGCUCGAGCGCUACAACGCCGCGAGCCGACUCUGGCACACGCUCGCGGCCCCGGCCGCGCCGCCCGCCGCGGCGGGGGCGGAGCGCCCCGCCGCCGAGGUCGCGCGGCUCGAGGCCGAGCGGCGCGCGGCCGAGGAAGCCCGCGGCCGCGCGUUGCCGCCGCCCCCCGAGCCCAAGGACGACGCGCGCGACGCGCGCGACGCGCUCAAGGCGCACGGCGAGGCGCCCGUCGACGACGAGGCCGAGGCGCCCGUCGAACUGCCCGAGCUGCCCGUCCAGGACGACGACGCGCGCGACGCGCGCGACGAGGUCGUGGCCUGGGUCCGGGCCCACGCGGUGUCGGGCACGAGCAACACGAUCAAGGAGAUCUACGCGGCCGUCGCGGACCGCUUCGGCGUCGAGCUCACGAAGCCGUGGAAGAUGCUCAUCAAGCGCGUCGUGACCGAGGCGCUCAAGGACGACGACGACGACGACGACGACGACGACGACGACGAGGCCGGCGAGGCGCCCGUCGAGGCGCCCGACGACGACAUCGACGCCUACGACGACGACGACGACGACGCCUACGAGGAGGACGCGUCCGUCGAGGCGCCCGACGAGCGCGGCGUGUCCGGCGAGUCCGGCGACGACGACGACGACGACGACGGCCUUAAGAUCUACGACGAUUGCGACGACGACGACGACGACGCGUCCUUCGACGAGCCGGAUCUGGAGCCCAAGCCCAAGCACAAGCAGACGCGGGACGACAGCGUGCCCUGGCGCACGACGAAGACGUGGACGGGCGGAACGUUCGACGAGAAGGCGCUGGACGACCACCUGGAGCUGCUCAGCGAGGACGGCUCGGAGUGGACCGGCGGGGGCGGCUACUCCCAGAAGUGCGGCGACCGGAUCAUCUACAAAAAGUGCAAGUGGGAGAAGAAGCUCAAGUGCCCGUGCAAGGUCCGCAUCGUGCACCCGGCGGACCAGCCCGGCGUCACCUAUUUUCAGGAACGCCUGGGCCACGUGCACAACUUCGACGACGAGAUGAAGACGUCCACGACGCUGCCGGCCACUAAACCCAAAACAAUAGGGAUCCUAAUAGACGGAGAGUCUUCCUGGACCUAG